CAUAAAAUGCGCAACAACUUGAAACAGUUCGAUCUGGCUAUUGUUGGCGGAGGAAUAAUUGGAUGCGCAACUGCCAUGCUUGCCAAACGAAUGCUACCUGCGUCCACUCGAGUGGUUCUUAUUGAGAAGGAAAACACAGUUGGUUUUCACCAAAGUGGAAGAAACAGCGGUGUUGUACAUAUGGGACUUUAUUACAAGCCAAACUCACUCAAAGCUAGGUUAUGCCAGGAAGGUGCAUUUGAAACGUUCGCUUACUGCGAUUCGCAAAAAAUUCCGUACAAAAAAUGUGGAAAAUUGGUAGUCGCUAUCAAUCAGAGUGAACUGGGACGUUUAGAGAAUCUUUUUCAAAAUUCUAUUAAUAACGGAGUACCGGAUGUAAGAAUACUGGAAAAUAAACAAGAAAUUCAAAGAGUUGAGCCGAAUUGUGAAGGCAUUAGUGCAAUCUACUCGCCUUACACAGCAAUUGUUGAUUGGAAAGUUGUCACAGAAUCUUUUCGGCAGUCUUUUUUGAAAAUGGGCGGUGAAAUGAUGUUAAAUUUUGAGCUGAUCGAAUUGCGCCAAUCGCCCCAAUCAAGCCAAAUUUUUCCGAUUGUUCUGAAAUCUAAAAAAGGACAAUCUAUCAGGUCAAGAUAUGUGUUGACAUGUUGUGGUUUGUUUUCCGAUCGAGUUGCCAAGCUAAGUGGGUCAAGUUUAGAGCCUAAAAUAGUACCAAUCAGGGGCGAAUAUUUGGGGCUGCCUCAGAGAGUUGCUCGAGGUCUUUUGUCUACAAAUAUAUAUCCUGUACCAGAUCCUAAAUUCCCGUUUUUAGGCGUUCAUUUUACGCCGAGAAUGGACGGCUCGUUAUGGCUGGGACCAAAUGCUGUUUUUGCAUCUCAUCGUGAAGGUUACUCCUAUUUUGACAUCAGUUUAAGAGACACACUUGAGCUGAUAGCAUAUCCUGGUUUUCGUAAGUUAUCUUCCAGGUAUAUAAUGAAGGGUCUCGACGAGUUAACUAGUUCUGUUUUCUCGCGUCGUCAGAUAAGGAUACUUCAGAAAUAUGUCCCGAAGCUACCAGCCAGUGAAGUUUAUAGGGUUUCGGCCGGAGUGAGAGCUCAGGCAUUGACCAUUGAUGGUAAAUUGGUCGAUGACUUCGUUUUUGAUUCUGGCGUUUCCAGUGAAGCAGAAGGUUGUCGAAUUCUUCAUGUGAGAAAUGCUCCUUCGCCUGGUGCUACUUCUAGUUUAGCAAUUGCCAAAUAUUUAUUAGAUAAAAUGCAGAAAUCAUUCUUAAAUUUGACAUAGUAAAUUGUGGAAAAAUCUUUAGUAGUAUGUUUGUAUUCUUGCAUUAGUUUAAAUCUAACUAUACAGUUGAGCUUGAUGUGUACAUUUGAAAAAUUGUUGCGCGUUCGAGUCAGCCAUGAUAUGGUGAACAGGAGAGGAGCUAAAGAGAGAAGUUAAUACGAAUCCAAAUUUUUACCCAUUUUUUUAAACGAUAAUAACACUUGCUACAGCAAGUGUCUUGUAAUCGGGAACAAGACUUUUUGCCCUUAAACAACUCUUCUUACAAGAAACUGAUCUGGCUUUAAUAUUGAACUUUAACAACUUUCAGGUUCCUCCCCAUUUGGCCUGGAGGUAAUGCGGUCGCUUUGGCACCCUAAGGUCUGGGGUUCGAAGUCCCGGCAGGAUAAUAUUAGCAAGGUCAAUUAUGCCCUAUCAGAACUAUCCUGCCAUUUCUGAUAUCAAUGGUUUAAUUGAAACUGCAGGUUGUCGAAAGCUUUGAUGCAUAAGCGUCUACGCCCUUUUAGUUUAGAAAAAAGUUGUGACUUCAAAAGUGUCAAACUUUUCUUAAAAACUACCCUAUCAAAUCGGAGACGAAGGAUUCAAUCGAAUGAACCGGUUGCAAAGUUUUUUUUCUGCAGAAGCGGAGACUCUUUAACUUUUUUGCAAGAAAGAUGUUCUGUCCUUUUCACCUAAUUUAUUUUUGUAGAGAAGAAAAUUAAGGUUUUGGGCACAGUUCAAUUUUCGCAUUUUUCAAACUACGAAUUUCAUCCCGCAUCAGUAUAACAAAUUCAAAAAUUAUCAAACCGGUUAUUCCAGCUGUAGCUGGCCCCCUUGUGUUCUUUUAUCGAGACAUACGAAAAUUUUGGUUCAGCUAGUUUUUUUUUCCAACAUUUCUCACUUUUCUCGACUUUUUUUCAGGUUUGUUGUAUUGCAAAUGGCGCGAGGCUCCGCUCCGUUUCGGUGUCAAUAUUAACGCUCAAAGCGUUAUCGAAUCGGAAAAAAGACUUUUUCGGGUUGACAGCUAGUUUAAACAUUUAAGAUGCUGCUGACAUGCUCAGUUUCAUGAAAAUUCAAAUUUAACUAGCUACUAGUUACUGAGGGUACAUGCUAUAUAUUGAACUCAAACCAUCGUAUGCAUACUUAUUGAAUUUCUAUAUUAGUUUUCUGUUGACGAUUUUUCGGCUUCAUGGUUGUCGACUGAAGCUCUGUCUGUUUAGGUUCCGAAUUAUGUAGUUCACUUUGCAAACACUAUUUAUAUAGUUAUCGUUGAUCGUAUGUAGGCGUUACAUGCUACUUUUUCCAAUAUGAUUAUUCUUUCCGGUUGUAUUUUUGAGAUUGUUAAGACGCUGAAACCACUUUUUUGAAUGCUCAAAAUCAAUCCCAUUAGGACCUGUUUAAAAAAUUUAACCAUGAAAAAAGUUUUUUUUUUAAAUUAGUUUUUCUACUUUUUUUUUCAAUUUUAAAAUCGUUCGAUCAGCGUCAUGGUGCUUUCAUCCCAUAACUGGUAUCUAAAGUGGCGAGAAGCUCAGCUUCUCUGUGUCUCAAAUUCCAAUCAUAUUUCCGCAACCCCUUUCAUAAACAUCAAUUCAAUUCAAUUACCUGAUCCUGAA
Messenger RNA from Symsagittifera roscoffensis, 2867 nucleotides. RefSeq names its product L-2-hydroxyglutarate dehydrogenase, mitochondrial-like. The record is from RefSeq and is a predicted model, not a curated record. The coding region runs from base 7 to 1278 and encodes 423 amino acids. NCBI's taxonomy places the organism in Eukaryota, Metazoa, Xenacoelomorpha, Acoela, Convolutidae. The transcript has a single exon. Gene Ontology annotation, molecular function: (S)-2-hydroxyglutarate dehydrogenase activity.